Messenger RNA from Diversispora eburnea, 651 nucleotides. The record is from the annotation of a GenBank genome assembly. NCBI's taxonomy places the organism in Eukaryota, Fungi, Glomeromycota, Glomeromycetes, Diversisporales, Diversisporaceae.
AUGACUAUUAAACUUAUAGGAUUUCAUGCAGCAGUUCCAACCCUUAGGGUCAUUACGACAUUAAAUGAAUUGGGUGUUCCUUUUGAAUUCUCUCCCAUAAAAGAUCGUGAAGAUUUCAAGUCUAACAAAUUUUUUGUUGAUAAAAAUCCAUUUGGAAAGGUCCCAAUUCUCAUUGACGAUGGAUACAUCAUCUAUGAAUCCCGUGCGAUUUCUCGAUAUUUAGUUACCAAGUAUCAAGGAAAGUAUAACGACAAUAUUUUGAUUCCCGACGAUAUUCAAAAAGUUGCCACCAUUGAUCAACACAUUUCGAUAGAAGGAUUUUAUUACGAUACUCCAAUUUCUACCAUCAUAUUUCAAGAAAUUUACAGGAAAAAAAUUGAUGGAACGGGACCGGAUCCCGAGGUCAUAAAGAACGAACGCGAAAAACUUGCCAAAACGUUGAAUUCUUACGAAAAAAUAUUGGAAGGCCAAAAAUAUUUAACAGGAAAUGACGUUACACUUGCGGAUAUUUUACAUUAUCCUGCUACAGUUUAUAUAAUUUCCAAAGGAUAUGGUGAUUUAUGGGAAAGUAGACCGAAUGUUAAGAGAUGGGUUGAGGAUUUAUCUAAGAGAGAAGUCUUGAAAGAAAUUAAAAACCGUUUAGUAACUUAA